Molecule: messenger RNA, 2831 nt
Organism: Tripterygium wilfordii
Lineage: Eukaryota; Viridiplantae; Streptophyta; Magnoliopsida; Celastrales; Celastraceae
Product: DELLA protein GAI1-like
Exons: 3
Coding region: 504-2102 (532 amino acids)
Biological process (GO): regulation of DNA-templated transcription
Cellular component (GO): nucleus
Molecular function (GO): DNA-binding transcription factor activity; sequence-specific DNA binding
Source: RefSeq, a predicted model, not a curated record
AGGAAGAGCAUGAUAGGAUCUAUUCAGCUUGUUUGCGCCUUUUUGUUCGUCUCUGUUCUACUGCCGUAUGUGUUUCUCAAGCAAAAUCAGGCCAUGGAGGAAUCAGCCACUACACUAAAUAACAAGGGUAAAAGAAAAUUCAUGGGUUCGUCGAAGCCUGUCGACAAUUGAUCUCACAAGGAAUGACAGCUAGGUACCUAUAUAUGCUAACUAGAAACUGAGCACAAGACACAGAAGUGUCUGAACAUGGAGGAGGUUGCAGAGUUCAGUGAGACCUUGUUGUGUAAAAUUCGCAAGCGUACGAAUCACACAAUAGUAAUAAUGGUAAGGGAAUAUUUUUCUAGCAAUGUCUGCUGAAUAGAAACAAAGCAAAAGAGAUUAACAAAAGAGAUUCCAAGCCGUUUUCCAGGUCUGAUGCUGCCGAUGCCAUGUUUCCUUAUAAGGAGUUCUGCUGGGGUGGGGUUCCUGAUAAAUUGUAAUUCUGAUAACGAUUAGAUAAGCAUAUGGAAGGAGUGAAUGAAAGAAAACAAGAUGAAGUUUUUGGAGUUGAAGACGGGGGAGAACCUGGGGAUAUCGACUCCCCUGGUCCUGAGUAUGGUUUUCAUCUAGAUGAUUUGAUGAAAGGAUUAAUUUUCUAUGAAGAUCUGCAACAAGAUUGUCAACUUCAAUCAUUUUCAGAUGACUUGCUACUUGAUAUUGGUGAACACAACAAUGAAGAGAAUCAUCCACAUACUACAACAUCAGUUGAGCUGUUCAGGAGGUUUCGUAGUGGGUUCAAACGAAUAAAUGGAGAGAAAAUAAUUGAGCCAACAAGUGAAUCAAUAUGCGUGAAGGAGCCAACCACUAGACUGUCAACUGAAGAAAUCAUGAGAGUUGCUGGAACAAGGUUCAUUCAGUCUUCUUCCCAGACAGUUGAUAUUAUGCCCAUACUUAGCAAACCUUUGGAUCUUUCUCUAUCUGGACUUUCAAGUGAGGAAAUAGAAGAUAUAGAGCUUGCUGAUAUGCUUCUAGCUUCUGCAGAGAAAGUGAGCAAUCAAGAAUACGAGCAUGCCAGUAAACUUCUUAGCCAAUGUGAUCGUUUAUCUUCCAGCACCGGAAAUCCCGUUCAAAGGGUAGUUUAUUAUUUUUCCAAAGCUCUUCGUGAGAAGAGUGAUCGAGAAUCAAAGGGCUCGAGGAAAAACCUUCCAUUUGACAUUCCUAAGGUGGUGAUGAGUGCUCCUAACUCUGCAAUUAUAGCUAACUUCAAACACGUUCCCUUCUGUCAGGUUGAACAAUUUGCUGGAGUCCAAGCCAUUGUAGAAAACAUGGCUAGGGCAAAGAGGGUUCACAUAAUUGAUUUUGGCAUCAAAUGUGGAGUGCAAUGGACACUUUUGAUGCAAGCCCUUGCAUCUCGAAGUGAAUGCCCGCUUGAGAGUCUCAAAAUAACUGCAGUCGGGUCUUGGGCUUGUUCAAGACAAAUGGAAAUUGCAGGUAAAUGGUUAAUGAGUUUUGCUGAAACCAUGAACUUACCAUUCUCUUUUAUGGAAGUUACAAUGUCAGCUUUUGACCUCAAAGAAGAUCAGUUUGAGAUUGAUGCAGAAGAAACAAUUGCUAUCUACUCUGAGUUUUUCUUGUGGACUAUGAUUCCACAGCCUGAUCGCCUGGAUUCUGUAAUGAACGUGAUAAGAAAAUUCAAUCCAUGUAUAAUGGUGAUCGUUGAAGUUGAGUCAAAUCUCAAUUCACCUUAUUACCUGAGCCGUUUUAUUGAGGCUCUUUUCUAUUACAGUGCAUAUUUUGAUUGCCUCGAUGUCUGUAUGGAGAAGGAAGUUCAAAACAGGUUGUUCACAGAAUCCCUCAUGAAUCAAGGAAUCAAGAGUGUUGUGGUAGCUGAGGGAGAGGAACGGAAAGUUCGACAUGUAACGAUUGAUGUUUGGAGGGCUUUCUUAUCCCGUUUUGGGAUGGAGGAGAAGGAGCUUAGCAUGUCUUCCUUGUACCAAGCAUAUCUGAUGGUCAAGAAUUUUGCUUGUGGUAAUUCUUGUACACUUGAUAGGAAUGGAAAAUCCCUAAUUAUUGGGUGGAAGGGAACACCAAUUCAUUCGGUUUCAGUUUGGAAGUUCCUUUGAUAAAUGCUCAGAAAUCAGAAUCGCUUUCAGCAUCUGACAGUUGCCAAGAAGUUAUUUGUUAUUGGUCAGAUUAGGAUAUAUAUAUUUACGCCCAGGAUUUCUCUCCUUAUAUAGAAACCAAUGAUAUUGAUAGGUACUUGUUUAUGCUAACUAGAAACUAAGCACAAGAGGGGAAUACAGUAGUUUCUGACUUCUGAGCUAGUCUCCAAGUUUGAUAUGGCCACUGCAUUGUACCCUUUUGAGGGCUGCGGUGGAUUUUCUGGUAAGUGGACUCAUUCUUAUAAUUCUUUGAUGAGUGUAGAAGGAGUGAAUCGAUGGAAACAAGAUCAAGUUCAUAGAGUGAAAUUCUGGGGACAGGCUUGAAUAACUGAUCCCUUGGUUCUGAUUAUGGGUUUUAUGAAGAUGAUGGAUUUAUUUUCUCAAAGUACCAGCAACAAGAACACCAACUGCAGUCAAUUUUGGGUUAUGGACUUCUUGACAAUCCAAGGAUUGAUGUCUUUUCUCCCCCACUUGAGGCAUGCAUGGAGGAUAUUGCAGAGUUCAGUGAGACCUUGUUUAUGUAAAAGUCGAAAGCCUACGAAUCGCACAAUAGUAAUAAUGAUAAGUAAAAAUCGUUCCCAAGGAGAUUGUGUAAAACUUGCUGAUUAUCGAUUAUGACUCUUUUUAAAUAAGCUUGUGCAAGAAGAGAACUAAUAAGCCAAGUAGUGGCACACAAAAUUCUCUCUUUUA